GAUUGGAUCAAAAACCAUGUGCCUACAUAUUGGGACUCAUUUUUAUCCUUAUUCAUAGAAAGAAUUCUAUCAAUUUCUAUUUGGAAGUGAGUACAAACAUCCGUUUGCACCGAUAUCACUAUUGAAACACAACCUUCCUCAUUUUCCACAAAACCCAAUAGGUUUGCUUUAAUUAAAUCUGAUUGUUAAAAAUUUGCUUUAAUUAAUCUUUUCCACCCACCUAAACAUGAAAUUAUUGGACUUGAAAGUUUGCUUUAAUUAAUCUGCUUGAGUUAAAAGUCCUUCCUAUAUGGCAUAAUUCAAUGUGAUUCUGCAUUUUGUCAAUUUAAUCACCCCUAGCCCUUCUAGAUUUCAAGUGGCUGACACACUCUACAUCUGGUCCAAAAAUACUAGGCUCUAAAGCAACACUAGUACAAACCUUUCUCCAAAUGAAGAUGCCUCCUUCCAAGUACUCUGUAGUUUCUCCUGUUUUCUUCUCCCUCUUUAGCUUCCUAUUCUUCCCAACAGAAUCAUCUCCAAUCUACAGUUCUCAUUGCUGCACAGACUCCAUCAAGUACCAACCAAACAGCACCUUCCAAACCAACCUCAACCUCCUCCUCUCUUCCCUCUCUUCCAACGCCACCGGAGGCAGCCGUUUCCACAGAGCAGUAAUCGGCAGCGAAACCUCCAACAUCGUCAAAGGUCUCUUCCUCUGCCGCGGUGACACACUCGCGGCCGCCUGCCACGACUGCGUCACCGCGGCAUCCAGAGACCUUAAACGCCGCUGCCCGGUUCAAAAAGAGGCCAUAAUCUGGUACGACGAGUGCAUGGUUCGCUACUCCAAUCAAUCUUUCCUCAACAACAUAGUUCCCGGAGUAGACCUCUCUGAUACGAAGAGCGUGGCUCCCGGAGAACUCAACCGCUUCAACGAACUCCUCGCUGGGCUGCUGAAUGCUCUGGCGACGAAGGCUGCGAAUUCUGUUGAUGAGAAGUUUGCAACAGGGGAAGUGAACUUCACGCGCUCCGUGACGCUCUAUGGAUUGGUGCAGUGUACGCCGGAGUUGUCGUUGUUUGAUUGUAACAUGUGCUUCAGAAGCGCCAUUGCUUCUGUUCCGAAUUGCUGUGAUGGGAAACAAGGAGCCAGGGUUUUGCUUCCUGGUUGCAAUAUCAGAUAUGACAUCUACCCAUUUUACAGUAGCAGCAAUAAUUCACUGACACCACCGGUUCCUGUUGUUCAAUCUCGCACUUCAGGACGGACUCGUGUUGAAGUGAUCCUUGCAUUUGUAAUACCUAUUGUUGCUGCCAUGGUGCUUUUCACUUUUGGCAUUUGUUCUGUCAUGAGAAAGCAAGCGAGAAGUAUGAUAUUGUUAUGGAGGAAAACGGAUGUUUCUGAGAUAUAGAUGAUGAGACUGAUGCAUGCUGGAAACAUUCAAGAAUCAAGUAUCAGGAUAAUUCACUUAAUGCUGAAGACCAAGCUAUGAAGACUUGUUUCUUUUUAGUAUGCUUAAUUUGGAAGUGCUUAAUGCGAGCAAAACUACUUGGAAGCGUUGGAAAGACUUCUGGUGCAUCCCUCUUUGAUUUGUUUCGUUUAGAGAGAUCCUACAAUCUCAGGAAAGAGGAUAUAGUAGUUGCUACGAGCGUACAGAAUGAUUUCAAAUAAAAAUGAAACAUCCUGUUAAAAAAAAAAGGUACAGGAAAUAGAAAAAAAUAUAUAUAUAUACAUAUAUAUUUAAUAAAGCAAAAACUUAUAAUAAUAAUAGUUAAAAAAAAAAAAAACAAUCUAACCUAACCCCAUAACCCACGCAGCCCCACACCCACAAUUGCUGAAACCGUAAAAAAAAAAGCAAUUCUUUUCUCUCUCUGUGCUCGUUGCUUUCUUUCUUCUCCUGUGCGCAGCUUUGGUUCUUUUCUCUUCUCUUCAAUUUUCUUUCUUCUUCAAAGGAAACAAAAUACUACACAAUACCCCCACCAUCAAAUAGACGUUGGUGAAGAGAAAUUAUCUUGCAAGUGGAAAAGAUGUUGGGCAUGGUUUUGGGAGAUAGGGUUUGUGCUAAAGAAUGAGAAGAGUACCCACCGCUUCACGAUUACUCAGUCGGGUUAUUGAGAUCUGCCGGUUAGUGGUUCGUUUGGUUGUCGCGCAGUUGUGGAGAGCAAUCGUGUUGGUUCUUCGUAACUAUUUUCAGGCAGCUUAGUAGCAGACUGUUGUCAGAUUCAGAUCAUUCGACUUAUUUCCUUUAGCAGGUUGUCAUAGUGGUGUCUUUUAUUUAAUCCUGGUUAUCUGCAGCUAUAGGGAGUCCUAGGUGGAUUUAGAUUUGGGAUUGUGAUUUAUUGUUAUAUUUUAAGAGUUGGCACUUGAGUGCUCGAGUUGGUUUUAUAUUUCACUUAAAAUACUGGUUAUGGAAGAACUUAUUGGCAGAUGUUGUUAAUUUGUAACUAUUGGAAUUACAAAAGAGAUUCUAGUGUUUUUAUAUAUGUGUACAAAGAUAUUUUGAAUAAAUUGUUUGGGAAAUGAUUCUAUGA
This is a messenger RNA of Lotus japonicus, 2499 nucleotides long. RefSeq names its product cysteine-rich receptor-like protein kinase 25. The record is from RefSeq and is a predicted model, not a curated record. The transcript is spliced from 5 exons. NCBI's taxonomy places the organism in Eukaryota, Viridiplantae, Streptophyta, Magnoliopsida, Fabales, Fabaceae. The coding region runs from base 429 to 1379 and encodes 316 amino acids.